AUGGGUAUUAAUAAUCCAAUUCCAAGAAGCUUGAAAAGCGAAUCAAAAAAAGCAGCAAAAAUCUUAUCAUCAUUUAUCAAACCCAAUCAAAUAGCUGGCCCUGAUCAAGUUAUCCCUCCAAGAAUUUUGAAAAAUGCCAAAGGAUUGGCAAUUAUAACUGUUUUAAAAGCAGGUUUUUUGUUUUCUGGUAGAGCUGGAUCAGGUGUGAUAGUUGCACGUUUGCCAGAUGGAUCUUGGUCAGCACCUUCAGCAAUUGUUACUGCUGGUGCUGGUGUAGGUGGUCAAAUUGGGGCCGAAUUGACAGAUUUCGUGUUUGUAUUAAAUACUAAGGCUGCAGUUGAUACUUUUGCUCAAUUAGGAUCGGUGACUUUGGGUACUAACGUAUCUAUUGCUGCUGGACCAUUGGGUAGAAGUGCAGAAGCAGCAGGGACUGCCACUGUUGGUAGUGUAUCCGCAGUUUUUGCUUAUUCCAAAACAAAAGGGUUAUUUGCUGGUGUAUCAUUGGAAGGUUCAGCAAUUGUUGAAAGAAGAGAAGCUAAUAGAAAAUUUUACGGAAGCAACUGUAAGGCAAGAAAUAUUCUUGCCGGUCAAGUGGAUAUCCCUCCUGCUUGUGAAGCAUUGAUGAGAGUAUUGGAUUCAAGAGUUUUCAGUAACAAACUCCCUUAUGAUGAAGAUGAUCUUUACAAUGAUGACUAUUAUGACGAUAUUCCAGAUGAUUUUUCAGACACCACAUCAGAUUACUCAUCAGCUUCUAGAAAUCGCCGAGGCACUGUUUCAUCAAGCAGAUCAAGGAGACGUGGCAAUUCCAAUGGCUAUUAUUCAUCUGAUGAAGAUCAAUACUCCUCAGAGGAUGACUAUGGUUACUCUCGAAAUAGGCGAACAUCAACAAGAGGUACAUCUUCAGGAGGGAGUGCUGGUGGACGGAAAACAGCCAAUUGGGAAGAUGAUAUAUACGAUACUAAUUAUAAUAACAAAUCCAGGUCAAGAGGUAACAGUGAUGUGGAUAGAUUGGGGUCACGUUUAGGAAGUACUAGAUUGUCUCCAAGGAAAUCAGAUCAAGGAUCAUCUGGUGCACCAUCGCGGCCAUCAGUUGCCUCAAAACCCAAUUUUGGUGGUGCUCAAAAAUCAAAUGCAACACAAGCAAUUGCCUUAUAUACAUUCAAAGGAGAACAAAGUGGAGAUUUACCUUUCAAAAAAGGUGAUGUAAUUGAUAUUCUUAAAAAAACUGAUACUAUUGAUGAUUGGUGGACAGGAAGGAACAAUGGUUUAACUGGUAUUUUCCCAGCAAACUAUGUUGAAUUGAUUUGA
Messenger RNA from Candida dubliniensis CD36, 1308 nucleotides. RefSeq lists its product as uncharacterized. The transcript has 2 exons. Gene Ontology annotation, biological process: actin filament bundle assembly; actin cortical patch localization. Lineage: Eukaryota; Fungi; Ascomycota; Pichiomycetes; Serinales; Debaryomycetaceae. The record is from RefSeq and is a predicted model, not a curated record. Gene Ontology annotation, cellular component: actin cortical patch. Gene Ontology annotation, molecular function: actin filament binding; phosphatidylinositol binding. Bases 1 to 1308 code for a protein of 435 amino acids.